Messenger RNA from Daldinia loculata, 624 nucleotides. RefSeq lists its product as uncharacterized. The record is from RefSeq and is a predicted model, not a curated record. Gene Ontology annotation, biological process: regulation of transcription by RNA polymerase II. Gene Ontology annotation, molecular function: transcription coregulator activity. NCBI's taxonomy places the organism in Eukaryota, Fungi, Ascomycota, Sordariomycetes, Xylariales, Hypoxylaceae. Gene Ontology annotation, cellular component: mediator complex. The transcript is spliced from 2 exons. Bases 1 to 624 code for a protein of 207 amino acids.
AUGGCUUCUACGGACAUCUUCGGCGACCUAAUCUCGCGCGUCGACAACCUGGAUCUCAACAUAGACGAAGAUGUAAACGAUAUGGUCUCGGGUAUUAGAAAGCUGGAUAUCAACUCGUCCGAGAGCUCCCAAGAUGAUUCCAAAGCAUCAGAUGCACCUGUCGAGUCCACGGAUCUGGCCAAUAAUGCCCCAGGCUUCAAAAAGCCAAGCCGAAAACCACAGCAGAAGAAGGCUAACUGUAGUACGUUACUAGACCGUCACAACCGCGCCAUCGCGCAGAUCCUGUCGCACUUCCGCAACAUGGUCAUGGCUGCUACCGCACCCAUCUCGCAAGGCGGCAACGUCCUUGAGCUCGCUGCGCUCAACCGCAUGACCAUGGAGACUGAGUCUGCCGCUUUGAUCUCCGAAGUCCAAGGCCUUCUAGCCAUCAACCGGGAAAUCAAAGCUCUAUGGAUCCGCGGGCCACUCCGACAGCCCGGCGAGAGCGACACCCGCGAGGCUGAGCUCGACAAGCAGGCCGCGGACGUCGCGCGCCUUUACGAUCGCGCCAUCGAGAUGCGGGAAGCUACUAUCCGCCAGCAGAACGCUGCUAAGGCCGGAGGUGAUCUCUCCGCGAGUUCCUAG